CUCCUUCUGGAGUUUCUCUGCUUUCUUCCAUGACGAGCAUGUCGCAACUGUCAUUGUUUUAUAGUAGAGUACUGUACAGCAUCUUGCACGGUCUCGUCCGAUAUGUUGUGUUCCAUCAUCUCCUUGGCGUUUGCCAUGACACUUCGAAUAAUAUCUGAGGAUAGUGUCAUUUGUUUCCACUAAGUCAUCCCACAAUUCCAAAUGACGUCCAGAAUUUGACGAUUCAUAGCUACGGAGUAUGACCAUAUGCUUGUUCCAAGUCUGAUCUUCUGAACAAAAAUGCGAUUCUUAGGAGUGCCACCGCCAAUUCUGAUCCUCUGCUUCUACCAAGUAGCUUCAAUAAUAUCGAAGUAUACUUUCAAUAUCAUUGUACGUGCAUCGGCAAGCAAGCAGACAAUUAUUGAGGUUGGAAUUACCUACUUGGAAGUAUUUCCACUGUACGUUGAUGAUUGGUAAUCUCCCGCGCCCUCCCUUUUUCAUCUCGUCUCGUAUUUGCCAUCCGGUCUUGGAGAUCAGACCUGCCCUUCUUUCCGAAUCCGGACGGAGAAUGAAGUUACUUCGUAUGCUGCCCUUUUCAGUGCUCUGCUGUUCUCUCAUUCAUCCAAAAUAUUUGGUCCAUAAAGUUACAGAGGAGGGUUCUGGAAAUGAGGGUUCGGGGCUCGCGGUGCGUGGUGGCCAUUGGUUUGGGUCCAUGAUCGAGGUGGAUAGGUCUCUGUUAAUUUCAAACACUGGAUGGUGGCUAUGGUCCGAGAUGAUGGCGAAGGAGAGCUUGGAGAGCAGUGCGGUCUACGAGUAGGCACGCGUACGUAGUACGGAGUACAUCGUCCAGCGGAUGAAUUGAUAUUGAAACGUUUCUCACGCUUUGUUCUGCUGCCAGUACCCAAUUCCUCUGGGAAGGAAGAUGGUGAUGGAGGUGCCUUUAAAAGGCUUUGAAACCACCAUCCUUUGGCCCAUCUUGCGGUUGAAUAGCUCUCAGUGAGACCCACCAUUGUUGACUCCUUACAUCUCGUCGCAGAAUGGGGGCAGGUGAUUCUGCGCCGCACCCUGUGCGGUAGUGACUGGCCGCAAGGAGAAUUCCCCGUAUGGAAGGCAUGGCCUCAGAGGCCCAGAGCCUGCUCGGUGUGGUGGUCAUGUUUACGCAGUCUCCGGAGUUCAUACGCUCAGCUGUCGUCUUUUCUCGUCUGUGACUUGUUUGUUCAACACGGCAGCGCUAGCGAUCCCCCGAUGCUGCUACGGUAAGCGACCCGUAGUGGCGCUGCGGUGUUUCAAGACAUUGAUGUACCGCUUGGCGCUUGGUACUCACGGCCCCCAAGGCCUCUCACCCUUAAAAGGACACCACGAACAUGGAAAGGGGGGACAGGGGAAUGGUGACAGGCGCUCCGAGACGCUGCGAAUCAAGCACACUCCCACACGUUGAUUGGUUCCGAGUUCCACCCUCCCUCUCCUGCCCGUCUGACUUGGCAUCGCAGGCGUCUCAUCGUGUGAGGCCCGACCCACAACCCCUUGUGCUACAACCACGAAAUCUCAAGAUUCAGCCUCAGACUCAACGCCCUCCGUACCAUAACGGUAAGGAUAUGGGUAAGGGUAAGGGUAAGGGUAUGGAUUUGGGUAUGGGCCAUGCCAUGGCAGUACCAGUACCAGCACCAGCAACACUACGACCACUAUGGGUCAGGCCAAUUUAGAUGGGGACGGUUUGACUUAUUAUAACCGUGGGUCUGUCCGCUCUGUUUCUCUGGCUGUGCCGUUCAUUUUGCUUCUCCUUCCAUCAUUUCUCAAAAUAUAUCACCAUGCAGUUCUUUUCGCUCCCAGUUCUUGUUUCCUUUGUUUUGGCUUCGUCGUCUGUCGUUACCUCCUCCCCUACCAGCUUAAGGCCGCGCCUGCUCUCCAUCCUCUCCAACUCGGAAGCCACCAAUAUCAUCCCGAAUAAAUUCCUCGUAGUCUACAACAAAAAUGCCUCGGACGAACAGGUUGAGACGCACCAGACCUCAAUCAAGACGGCCCUGAAGAAACGCAGCUUGUCAACGAGAGGAGACGAUGGAAGAAUACUGUCAACCGGAAUUUCAUCAUACUCGAUACAAGGAUGGAGGGCAAUGGCAUUGGAGGCAGACGACGCCAUGAUCUUGGACAUCGCAGGCUGCCCGGAGGUCAAUUAUGUUGAGGCCGACACAGUAGUUCAGACGAGCGCUUUGGUCCAACAAACGAAUGCACCACUGGGACUGGAGCGAGUCUCCCACAAAGAUGUCUCGACGGAUGGAUAUGUUUUUGAUAACUCGGCUGGCUCCGGAAUCACCGUAUAUAUCGUAGACACCGGCAUUCGAACCACUCACUCGGAGUUUGCCGGCAGAGCAACUUUCGGAAUUAAUACUGUAAACAAAAUUGUAAGUCCCCAUCACCCUCCCAAUCACGUCGGGUAAGUGCCAUCCAUGCUAACCAAAUACAGGAUACUGAUGAGAAUGGACACGGAAGUCACGUGGCUGGAACCGUUGCAGGCGCUACAUUUGGUGUCGCCAAAAAUGCCAGUCUCGUUGCCGUCAAGGUUCUCGAUGCAAAGGGAGCUGGUUCCAACACCGGUCUUGUUGACGGUCUUUCCUUCGUCAACGACGACGUUACCGCCAAGAAGAGAACAGGAAAGGCGGUUGUGAACAUGUCAGUUGGUGGAGAUUUGUCCAGAGGUGUCAACUCAGCCGUUGCAGCUCUGACCAAGAACGGAGUCAUUGUCGUUGUUGCCGCCGGUAACGAGAACGUGGAUGCAGCUCAAAGCUCGCCAGCCUCUGCCGCAUCAGCAAUCACUGUCGGUGCCAUCGACGCUGCCAACGAUACUAGAGCAGGCUUCUCCAACUUCGGUGCCGCAGUCGAUAUCUUUGCCCCAGGUGUCGGAGUUCAAAGUGUGGGAAUCAACAGCGAUACUGCCGUGAAAACCUUGAGUGGUACCUCCAUGGCGUGCCCUCACGUCGCCGGUCUUGCAGCUUACCUCAUGAACCUCGAGGGCCUCACUGACCCGACUGCCGUUAGCACGCGCAUUCUAGAACUUGGAAAGGAGAGUGGAGCUAGAGUCGCCAACCCAGGAAAAGGAACCGUCAACGCCUUCAUCGCGAAUAAUGGCAGUGGGAAAUAACGAACGGGAUUUGAAAUUAGCGAGCAUUUGUAUACCAUGAUACCUACACACCAUUAAAGGUGCAGAUGCAGUCUUCUCAUUUACAUUCAUAAAAAAGAUAUCAUAGGCUUCGGUUUUUUGUUCAUCUUUCAGGGGGUCGAAAAAACUGCCCAUGUGCAGGUCAUUUGGAGUUUUGUUUCAGAGCAAAUUAUAUUAUUUUAAUGAACCACGCAUGUAUAUAGUAUAUACCACCGGCUGGAUAAAUGACCGAAUCGUCUUUGUUAUUACU
Messenger RNA from Hymenoscyphus albidus, 3383 nucleotides. NCBI's taxonomy places the organism in Eukaryota, Fungi, Ascomycota, Leotiomycetes, Helotiales, Helotiaceae. The record is from the annotation of a GenBank genome assembly.